UUCCGAUUUAUCCCUGUGAUCGUAGUGCUGUACCUAGGUGGGUAACCCCAAAUGACGCAUUCGAGAAAGCCUGAUGCCAAUGCAGCGGGGGAUGUUCCUGCAGGGUUCUUGACCACGUUUACCAUGCUCGCCCGUGACCGCCUCUCUCUCAGGCAAAUGUCCUGGAUUUUGGUGAAGGUGUUCUUUGGGUAUGGCGGUGAAAUUCCUUGGUUAACGAAGACGCUUCCCUGGAGCUAACAGUGCGAG
Aspergillus uvarum CBS 121591 is the source of this 246-nucleotide messenger RNA. RefSeq lists its product as uncharacterized. Bases 52 to 237 code for a protein of 61 amino acids. The transcript has a single exon. The record is from RefSeq and is a predicted model, not a curated record. NCBI's taxonomy places the organism in Eukaryota, Fungi, Ascomycota, Eurotiomycetes, Eurotiales, Aspergillaceae.